CUUUUUUCUUCUUUUCUAAGCCUUUUUUUUUUUUUUCAAAUCUGAGCUUUCAAUUUUCCGUUCACGCACGCAUGGCCAUCACACGAUCGUCAGCUGCAAGCGCUGCAGCCGGCGACGCCGCGACCAAGAAGCAUGCUGAACAGCAACAGCAGCAAGAGCAUGACCGGCAGCAGCAACCAGCUGGCGGACGCUCGGGGCUUCGACUGCGCAUUGCCCCAGUGACAGGAACGGCGAAAAGCACGCAUGCGGCCGCACAGCAAGACGCAGCAGCAGCAGCGGCGGCUCAACGCGAGCAGUCGCAAGACCAGCUGCAGCUGAAGCGGUCAUCAUCGUCAUCGCAGAAAGGGCAGGCGAAGAAGCAGAAGCAGCAGCAGCAGCAGCAGCAGCGAAAGACUUGGCGGGAACGCGCUCGGCUGCGAAUCGAGAGCCGUCGUGCUCGGCUGCUGCCUCCGCCGCUGUCGGUGCGUGCAAAGGGCUUUGGUGGGCCGCUGGCGAGCGUGUAUGCGUCGUCCAUCUCGUCGUCGUCCUCGCCGCUGCUUGCCCCCGAGGAUGCGGAUUCCAAAAUGCUGCCGCAGCGCGAGACAGCGCUCGAUGCCGCCUCAACCUCAGCCAGCAGCCGUGGUGCUGGUGUGGGCGGUGCUGGUGCUGGCACUACUACUACUACUACUGGUGAUGCUGGUGCUGCAGGUGCUGCAUCGACUGCGAGCGUGUCUCGGCCUGCCCAGGACGAACAUCGCGACGCUGUUGCCAACCCUCACAAGCUCAUGGACCAGCUCAAGCGCCCCGAGAUCAACCCCUUUGACUACGAUUACCGGCAUGCAACCGUGCCACAAUAUAUCAAGAUGGCCGUGUGCGGAGCAAUUCUGAUUCCAGUCAGACUGUUUGGCAUCAUUUGUGUGCUCGUGUACACCUGCAUCCUGUCCCACAUUGUUUUCUUUGGCAUUGACGGAACAAACUUGACAGAACCGUUGGCUGGGUGGCGCGCUCCGGUACUGCAUUGGAACUUUCGCAUCCUUGCUCGCAUCUUGCUCCACUUUUGUGGGUAUUACCACAUCAAAACAACCGGCAAACUCGCCACCGUGCAAGAAGCGCCCAUUCUGUGCCUCGCCUCCCAUUCGACCUUUUAUGACUUUUUCCAUCUCGUGUACAAGAUUUUCCCGUCGUCGGUGACGCGCAAGGAGAACGUCGUGGCACCUGUUGUUGGCAAAAUCGUUUGCGGCUCGCAACCCAUUCACGUGGACCGAAUUGAUCCCAACUCCAAGCGCACGUGCGUCGAGCGCAUUUCCAACCGCGCCAAUUCGGGUGGCAAGUGGCCUCAGUUGUUCAUCUUCCCGGAAGGUACUUGCACCAAUCGCAAGGCUCUCAUCUCGUUCAAGAGCGGUGCCUUCAUCCCAGGCGUUCCCGUUCAGCCAAUCGCCCUCCGCUACACAAACAAGCACUAUGAUCCUUGUUGGGUGUACGGUGGCCCGAGCGUGCUUCGCGGUCUCUUGUUCCUCCUGGCUCAGCCUGUCAACUAUUUGGAGGUGCAGUUCCUUCCACCGCACGUGCCAACCGAAGAAGAGCAGUCAUCGCCCGCCCUGUUUGCCAAUAAUGUCCGGAACAGCCUUGCCGCUGCGCUCAACGUUGGUGUCACUGAGCAUUCGUAUGAAGAUGUCCAUUUGUGUGAAAUGGCGGAUCCCAUGGGCCUUCCUGGCGUGACGGCUGUUGUCGAGUUUUCUCGAUUGCAAAGCGUGCUGGGCUACGAUCUUGCAGAAUUGGAAGAGUUGGUGGAGGUCUUUUCACGCAUCGAUCGGAAUCACGACGGGCGGUUUGAAGCGGCCGAUUUGGCCGAGUUUUUGCGUCUGCCGCUGACCAAAGAGGUUCAAGAUUUGUUCAGACUGUUUGAUUAUGAUUCUCGCGGAUUUGUCGACCUGCGCGACUAUGUCAUUGGAUUGCGCGUCUGGUGCGAGCCCACUGUGUCUGAAGCUCUGAUUUCCAAAGUAUUCAGCGCUCUCAAGGAUCCAUCGUGCAACGCAAUUACUACAAGAUACCUGAAGGAAAAGCGUCAUCCACGCCUCGCCUUCCUUUCGGAUGAGCAACUUGAUUUGCUAGGGCGGUUGUUCGAUUCGAACAAUGAUGGAUUGAUUUCGAAGGACGAUGUGCAAAGCCUGUUCUUGCUCUUGCUGCACCCCGAGUACGCGAAAUUGGCCUCCAUGCUGUCAUGUUGAGCUCGUUCCUCGCGGUCUCAUAUUUUGUGUCUAUCGUGUCUGUCGUGUCUAUCGUGUCUGUCGUGUGCCAGCUGCACACUUUGGUUGUGCUUUGUAAAUGGUGAAGAAUGACAUUGGAUUUGUCUCCCA
Capsaspora owczarzaki ATCC 30864 is the source of this 2336-nucleotide messenger RNA. RefSeq names its product lysophosphatidylcholine acyltransferase 2-B. The transcript has 9 exons. NCBI's taxonomy places the organism in Eukaryota, Filasterea, Ministeriida, Capsasporidae. The record is from RefSeq and is a predicted model, not a curated record. Bases 72 to 2207 code for a protein of 711 amino acids. Gene Ontology annotation, molecular function: calcium ion binding.